AUGGCUGGAAAGACGUGCAGCACCGCCCACCACACCGAUCGAAUGGCGGGGCGGGCGGAGCACCAGCCUGGGCACGAGGAUUCGGACUUAGGUGGUGGGGAUGAGGCGAGAGGAAAGGCGGCUUAUGUCCCUCGAGGGCGUUCACCGCGUCCGAUUUACUGUGUUCUGGUUGAUGGGGUGAAUGUUCCUGCUCGCCCUCGUCGUUACAUUCCGACAAGAGGGCGGCAUCGGCCCAUGAACCACGAGCUUCGGCCUGGGGAUCGACGAGGAAGUCAGCCAAACAUUGUUGAAGGUCUUCACGCCUUUUUGAGGUCGACUUCAGCAGCAUCGGCUCUCAUAUCCUGCAGUACUAGGCAGCAGACGCCAGCAACGGGUAUUUGGGUUGCAAUUGCCGGCGGGUAUCAGAGAGAGUGGUUCAAAUUACGACUCGAUGUUCAAGGGCGAGCGUACACAGCGUUGUGUUCACCCCCGUAUUCUUCGUCGUCAACGCUCGCUGCCUCCUUUGUCUCCGCUGUUGAUGAAAGCGCCGACGCUGGGUGGUUGGAGGGCGGCAGCGCGAAAUUUGAGCCUUCGAACACGGGGGCGACUUUAUUGGUAAACAGAGAGGAGGGGGCGGGAGUUCGUAGAGGCGACCACGAGCACAAAAAUGUUGCUGCGGUCGGCGACGGCAUUAGCAAGACAUUGUCGCGCAUCAGAAAUAGUGACUCCGUUCAGGUGGCAGGGAAAGGCGAAGAGUCUGCAAAUAUUCGAAUAAUCGCAGGUAACUCGAUUUCAAGCGAAUUUGAGGGAAAGUGCCUGGCUACGUCUCAUAUGCCAGGGCAUGACGCCUAUUCGUCUCUCCUGCUUUGCUUCGGAGUGCCGGGUUCUUCGCGUCUUCUGAAGACUGAUAUUCUAGGUGACGAUGUUCGCAUUGUUCGCAUUCCCGGCGUUUGGUUCAACUCCUUUGAACAGUUAUAG
This is a messenger RNA of Cyclocybe aegerita, 957 nucleotides long. NCBI's taxonomy places the organism in Eukaryota, Fungi, Basidiomycota, Agaricomycetes, Agaricales, Hemipholiotaceae. The record is from the annotation of a GenBank genome assembly.